Messenger RNA from Aphanomyces invadans, 1153 nucleotides. RefSeq lists its product as hypothetical. Lineage: Eukaryota; Oomycota; Saprolegniomycetes; Saprolegniales; Verrucalvaceae. The record is from RefSeq and is a predicted model, not a curated record. The transcript is spliced from 6 exons. Gene Ontology annotation, molecular function: protein binding. The coding region runs from base 27 to 965 and encodes 312 amino acids.
GCUCCGACAGCUCAAUUGGAGUGCCGAUGCACCGUCGGUCCUUUGCCACGAGGGCAGCCGCCGUCAUCGAUGAGGAGCUCAAAGGUGUAAUCGAUAAGCUUCGAAGCAUGGGUUCGGAAGGCGCGGCAGUGCUAAUCACUCCAUCGCACGUGGCCAAGCUGGCGGAAACGACGCCACCUGCAAAGCUGUACCAAAUGGGCCAAGCCAUCUUUGAGAACUCGACCGGCAAUGUCAUGCAGUCCGUCUUGUUGUGGCAAGCAGCAGCGGCGAAAGGACACUUGAAUGCCAAGUACAGUUAUGCCCAAUGCCUGAAACAAGGCAAAGGCGACCUGAAGCCAGAUCCCGUUGCCGCAACUACGCACUUCCGACAGCUCUUCGAAGCUAACCAUGCGUGGGGGACGUACGGGUAUGCAGAAGCCCUGAACCGUGGAGAAGGCACGAAACCGAAUAAAUCCAAGGCGUUCGAGCUGUAUCUAGCAUGUGCCAAGGCGGACUUGCCGCCAGCUUACAUGGCUGUGGCCAACAUGUAUGCUUCGGGGGAAGGAGUGGCCAAGAAUCCUACGGAGGCAUUCAAUUGGUACCACAAAGCCGCGGAGAAGGGCGACGCCCAUGCCAAGUCGAUUCUCGGGGACUGGUACUUUAACGGGGUCCACCACGUCGCGCAGAACAUCCCGUUGGGCUUGUCGUUGCGCCAAGAAGCCGCGAUGGCAGGCGUCCCGAAUGCGCUGUUCAACAUGGGGUGCUUGUAUCGGGUUGGGGACCACGUCGAGAAAGAUGAAGCUGUGGCGUACCAGCUCUUUCAAAAGGCUGCGACGAAAGGCCACGGAAUGGCCAUGUUUAAUGUCGCGCUCAUGUUGCAUGACGGCAUCGGCGUCGCCGAGAACAAAGACGCGGCCAAAAAGUGGCUCGAAGCAUUAGCUCCCCACGACAUCCAAGCCAAAGAGCUGUUGAGGACCAUGGCGUAAUCCACGAUGACAUUUCGUAAACACAAAUGGCGAUCGCAUUUCGAUUAGCAAGGACGCGGGAUGUAACUUAAAUAUAUCGAGAUGCGGGGCAAUCGAUUACGGCAGCGGCGUGGAACUGGAUGGGUUUGGCCGGCGGGCUGAGCAGAUGCAGAUCGUCGUCAUGCAGCAUCUUGCCAAUCGUUUCCAUG